Molecule: messenger RNA, 5232 nt
Organism: Folsomia candida
Lineage: Eukaryota; Metazoa; Arthropoda; Collembola; Entomobryomorpha; Isotomidae
Gene: SCAP
Product: sterol regulatory element-binding protein cleavage-activating protein
Exons: 22
Coding region: 598-4866 (1422 amino acids)
Biological process (GO): SREBP signaling pathway
Cellular component (GO): Golgi membrane; endoplasmic reticulum membrane
Molecular function (GO): sterol binding; protein binding
Source: RefSeq, a predicted model, not a curated record
GUUAUUUGGGCGCCGACGCGAAUGUACAUUUCUUUCUACAUCCCUCUUGCUCCAAUGAUGAUGAGCAUGAGAACUUGUUGUAUUAAGAAGAUCGGGAAUCAGCAAAGCAAACUGCGACUUGUUUUCAUUGCCAAACUUGCCAAACUCAUGGUUUAAGAGUCCAAGUUCAUGUGGCAAAAAACUUAUUGAGUCCAUCAUUUUCAAUAAGAAGAAGCAAUCAGCAAUCACUAUAUUGACCACCACCUGCAGCUCUUUCUUUAUACUGCGAUGUGGGAUCAAGCCAAAUGUGCGUGUGGGUUCGUGAUAAUGCAAUUAGUAAGGUGCAUGGAAAUCGGGAACUUUUGGGCCGGGUGACUACCUAAUAUCACAAAUGACAAAUAAGAUAACUAUUAUUGUGUAGCCAAAAAGGAAGUCAAAUCAAAUAAUUAGUGAUGUCAAUAAGAACUAAGAAAUUCAAACAACGCAUUUGAGUUGAAAUUCCAGCGAGCAAAAAUAAACUUAAAAAGUGGAGACAACGUACACUGUGUAAAAUAAGGAAGGAUACUUUCUUUCCGUAAUCAUGAAUGACUGAUCAAAGCGCUUUAAUGAAGGUUAAAGAUGGACACUGAAGAUCCAUUGUACUUUCAACAUGAAUAUGAAACGAAAAGUUCAAGAAUUAAGUCCAGAGCAAGUAACAAUAUUGCUCCCGGUGGUGGUGCCAACGUUCGAAGGAACAGUUUUCAGCGUCGCCGUGCUGAGGGGGACGGCCGUCAGUCACUGGGUUCACCCCCCUCGUAUUUCGGUGAGGAUGAAAGUCCUCGGUUUAGGACAGCAACCGCAAUGUCCGAACAGCAGAAAAAUAAUCGAACAAUCCCAGAACGUGUCGCUCAAUUUUACUAUUCACUUGGUCUCUUUUGCUCAUCUCACUCAUAUGUAAUCCUAACCUUGGCAACGCUGGUGGUUUUCAUUUCUUGCUACCCGUUAUUCAGCCUUCCAUUUCUUGGAAAUAAACCAAAGGAGUUUGUGACUCCCUAUGUAAAUUAUACUGAACCCCCAGUUAACGGAUUUGAUGGAGAAUGGCCGCGAUGGUACCGGGGUCAUCCAGCAGCUUUUAUUCAACAAGUGAUUGUCAAGUCUGCUAUCACGCCAUGGUCGAAUGAGCUGCUUCUCACGGAUGCAUUCAGAGGACCCUUGGCUGAAGUUUUUUAUAUUAUAGAUCUGAUGAAGCAGUUUCAAUUGGACAAUAAGAGUGUUCCAUUUUCUCAAUUAUGCUUUUCCAUAGGGGAAGUCAAGUCUAGAGUGCUCAAAGGGAAAGUAGCAAUGCUACCUGAAUAUGGAUGCUUAAUGGUCUCUCCGGGCGAUUUUUGGAAAAAUUCACUAGAAAAGUUUCGAGGAGAUCCCGACGUAUUGGCCACCAUAUUAAAUUAUCAAAGUCAUCAAAAGGGACGAAGUGGACUGGCGGAAAUCCUCUUGGGAAUGAGUGUACGCGAUACUGGGUUCAAAAGAUUCCCUUUAAAAAAUCGUGCAAGGGUUGUAUCUUACGCCAUUACAUUUGUACUUCAAACUUUCGAGCCAAGAUACGUCGACGGAUUGCGGAGAGAGCUAACUCGCGUUUAUCCUCCUCAUAGGCCCACUGAAUUGAAUUCGUCUAAAACACAUGAAGAUCACAAGAUGGAAAUUGAUGAUUUAAAUAUGAUUCAUGUGUUCUACCCCUCACAAUCCUCAAUUUUUGAACUCUUUCCACUGAUUGUAACCUACUUCGCCAUGUUUAUUUACGUAUACUUCUCUGUCAAGAAGAUUGACAUCAUCACAUCGAAAUUAGGAAUGUCUAUCAGUGCCUUGGCUACAGUGAUAGCAUCAUUGUGUAUGUCUGUAGGAUUGUGCAGUCAUUUUGGAAUGACAUUUGAAGUUAAUGCCAAAGCAAUAUAUCCGUAUCUAGUAGUAAUUAUUGGACUUGAAAAUAUACUAGUGUUGACACGUUCUGUGGUUUCAACUGCAAAAAACUUGGACGUUAAAAUUCGGGUUGCUCAAGGCCUUAGCAAAGAGGGUUGGGGUAUAACAAAAAAUUUGUUGACAGAAAUUACCAUCUUAACGAUUGGAUUUUUCACGUUUAUUCCAGUGGUUCAAGAGUUUUGCAUUCUAGCUAUAGUGGGACUACUUUCUGACUUUUUUCUGCAAACUUUCUUCUUUGCUACAGUGUUAUCUGUCGAUAUCCAUCGACAAAAGUUUUCUGCAGAUUCAACUCGAGACAUGCGAUACGUGUACCCACCUUUACGAACUCCCAUCCAUCCCUCGGAGGUUUCUAGUAGUAUGCACCGAGUAAAAUCCAAUCCACAAAUUACAACAGAUCAAAAUGGAAGCCUCAAGAAAUCUCAGAGUGGUAUCUCAAUUGUUGCUCCAUCACACAAUACUCCAAUUCUUGUCAAGAUACCCAAGCGCUUACAACUUGUAUAUUUCUGGGCACGAACUAGAUUUUUUCAGAGAAGUUUCACAAUAUUCAUGAUUGGAUGGAUAUCCAUAAUUAUCUACGAAUCAGGAAUCGUAGCUCGAUAUUCGAAAUUUGGAGUGCACGAGCCAGACGAUGUCGCAAUUCCACUGCAUCAAGCUGGACCUAUUCAUUCAUCAGCAGCUCCACUCAGUUUCCUUCGCUCUUCUAAUGACAAGUACUCAAAGCCUUUAGGGUUUGCUAAAGGAGGCCAACCUUUACAAAAUAAAACUCUGGAUGGACAAAACAACAAGCUCCUCAGGGACCUUUAUUCUCAUAACCCUUAUAUUUGGAGAAGAUUGACUCCAUAUCACUGGCAAGUUUUAUUUGGGGUUUACAACAUCUCCCUGACCGGCAGAUAUAUAUCAAUAUUACCAUCCAUAUGCAUCUCCGCUCCACUCCAACCCAAAGCUGCCGCUUCUCAAAGACAUCCACUAGAGUUCCAGAACGCCAAACGUUUCAAUUGGCAAGCCUUGAGUGCUGCCUUUGACGCGAUAGACAUGGGAGAUGAAUAUGACACAAAUCCAACCACAUCUCCUGUUGGACGACACUUGAAAACAGGAAUACUUAACGACGAUGACGAUCCUUAUAUUCCGUCAUCCCCUGUCGAAUUGGCGUUGACCGUGUUGCUCGCAAUACCCAGCCUAAUUUUCAUUGGAUAUCUCGUGGUGGUUCUAUAUCGUUGCAUAUGCUCGAGGAACUAUGCAGAAUGGAGAUCAAGCUGGACGAAAGCUAAUGAGACUGCUCAGGAUCAUUACACACAAGUUGUAUUUGAAGCGGUGCCACUAGUACUGGAUGGGCAUCUCCAAGAUGUAGAGUGCAUUGCAACUGAUGGGACUACAAUUGCGUCUGUAUGCCUCAGUGGUACCCUGAAAGUCUGGCAUGUAAACAACGGAGAUAAUAUUGUAACUGUGGAUAGACAAAGGUAUUUUGAGAAAUGUAAUGAUAAAGAAGACAGCUAUUGCACCUGGGUUCCUUCUGAUGCGGAAUCUCCGGUUUGUUCUCCCUCUGAAGAAAACCUCCUAUGCACAGUAGCGGAACAAUUGGAGACUACUACGUCAAACAGAAUUUCCAAAGUAUCGGAACAUUCGGAUUUCAAUAGACAUCAUCUUCAGGAUUCCACUACAUCCUCCAAUAAUAGUCGUGGAAUACCAAUUCCAAAAUCCCUUCGCCUAAAACAUAGCAAUUCUAAUCCUUCUUCAGCUAAUUGUUCAACUUCGCCCAACUCUAGAUCUGAGUAUUUGCACACAAAAAUGAUUCCAGAAGUUAAGAAAGUACUUAAAACUAGGACCAGUAGCAACCCUGAUUCGUUUCUGACAGAUUCUGAUCCUUGCUUCGCUAACUUUUCUGAAGAAUAUUCCAGAAACAUUAAUGACAGCCAUAACUCACUGUCUGAAUCUGCAUUGAUUGACGAUGUUUCGGCUGUAUGGUGCAUGGAUUGUCAAGAAAAUCUGAUUUUCUUAGGUACUGGCUCCGGUCGGUUAGAAAUAUGGAAUGCAAUGAGUGGAUCAUUGAAGUGCAUAUAUGCAGACGGUAGUCCUGCUGGGAUUGUAUGCAUUAAGGUAGUAGGAAGCAGGGCACUUUUAGCCAGAUUGAGUGGUUGUUUGGAUUUCUUGGAGCUUGAAUCGUCUUAUGGUGGGCAACCCACAGAGAGUCCUUCUCCCUACCACAUGUGGAAUUCAGAGAGUGAUGCCAUUUCUGGUGACGCAGGAGGUCGCACGGCUACUUUCUCCAUUGACGUCGAAAAUGAAAUUCGUUGUAUGUGGCUAACGACUCAGAAAGCGCACCAGCAACCGAUUACGUGUUUGGAUUGCGAAGGUGGAAGAAUUCUCACUGGGAGUCAAGAUCACACUUUGAAGGUGUUUAGAAUAGAGGAUCAUGUGCUUCUUUAUACUCUCCAUGGUCAUUAUGGUCCCAUCACGUGUUCAUUUAUUGACAGAUUUUCUCCAAUGACGUCAGGAAGUGGAAGUGGUAGUCACGAUGGUAUGCUAUGUGUUUGGGAUUUACUGACAGGAAUGUGCAUGUACUCCAUCCAAGCUCAUGACGGUCCUAUCAGUGCUAUUACGUACUCAGCUAGCUAUAUCAUCAGUGUCGGAGGGGAUGACAAAAUAUGCGUGUGGGAACGAUUUCAAGGACAUUUACUUAAUACAAUACAACUGGACCAUGCAUAUUGUUCCAGUUUGGUUAUGUUGACACAAAAUCUACUUAUUACAAGCAAACAGGGGUCUUUAAUUGUUUGGGAUGUCCGAAGUGGGCAGCCGGUGAGGGCAGUGAGACUGGGACACCGAGACAAUGCAGUUUUCGUUCGUCAAAUUAUCGCUUGUGCAGAUGCAGUUUUAUGUGAUUAUGGGUCUCAGUUGCGUCUUGUACGCUUCCCAAGUGUUGUUAGUAAAUAUGACUAGUGAAAAUAAUAAUAAUCAAUCGACAUAGUACUAUUUUUCAAAUAUAUGCAUAGCUUUAAAUAGGUGUUCAACGAUUGUUGCCGACGAAAUAAGUGCCUUUACCUUCCUAAUCGGUCAAGUACAAAUUAGUCGCUUACAUGCAUAUGAUGAAAGUGCUGGUAAAAUCCUUUGUAACGACUCAAUUCCAAUUACCUUUCACAAAUACAACUGAUGAAUUGAAUGUGAUCUGUUGUGCUUAACUCGGCCUGUUUGAGGCUUUAGAUGUCUAUUUUGUGAAAAACGUAUAUAUAUAUUGUUGAUGAUGUUCCUCCCUCUAUGUGUCUAUAGGUUGAUAAAUUCAAUAAAGAAUUCAUUUGAUCUCGAGAA